Molecule: messenger RNA, 1272 nt
Organism: Raphanus sativus (radish)
Lineage: Eukaryota; Viridiplantae; Streptophyta; Magnoliopsida; Brassicales; Brassicaceae
Product: protein SOB FIVE-LIKE 1
Exons: 4
Coding region: 547-987 (146 amino acids)
Biological process (GO): cytokinin biosynthetic process
Source: RefSeq, a predicted model, not a curated record
ACCCCAAAGCUAAAUAUGUUUUAACUCAAAUAUGAGUUAAACAAAGUCAAAACAAAAUAUAAACUUUUGUAAUAUGGACUCUCACACACACUUGAAUGUGCUAGCUGUCACCAAGAAGGACUCCAUUGAAGAACAUGGUAAGGUGACGCCAGAGAAACAGGAAACAUUGAAGACAAGUAUUAUGGACUUGAUUAGUUUUUUUAUUGUGACAGUUGUUAUACUCCUUUUUUCUUGUCUUUCUCUUUAAGAAAAACAAAAUAAUACAGCGAAGGGGGAAAGAAAAGGCUGCAACAGUUUUAAAGACACUGAGAGGAUUGGAGGAGGAAGAAGAGAGUAUUAAAGGAAUGAGGAAGAGGAACAGCUCUUAACCUAAUUAAGUAAAUGCUUCUUUUAUUCCUUCUUGUUUGUUGAGUUGGCUUUGUCUGGUAGUGCUUCAAGGGAGUGAAAACAAUGGUGCUAAGGGUUGCCAUGUGAGCCAAAGAGAGAAAGAGACACAGAGCCUAUAUCAGGGAGUAAAUUGCUGAAGUGGAUUCAAACAAGCAAGCCAUGGAGUCUCCAAGGAACCAUGGAGUCUCUGAGGAGGAGGAGGAAUACAACAGUUGUGAGUCAGGGUGGACUAUGUACAUAGAAGACGCCUUCCAUGGAAAUGACCAUUCCUAUAUUGUUGCUGAUGAUGAAGACGAUGAUGAUGGUGUUGACAUUGAUGAUGAUUCAAAGGUAAAAGAGGCUGAUGAUGGUGGUGGUGAUGAGGAGAGUGAUGAUUCAAUGGCUUCUGAUGCAUCCUCAGGGCCUAGCAAUCAGCUCCCAAAGAACAUCAACAAAAAUGCAGCGAGGAAGAAUGUUUCUAAACAAGUCUGCAUUCAAAAAAGCCAACACGCAGAGAAAACAUUAAGCAACGAAGGAGAAAAGUCAGAGCUCAAAGCUAGAACAAGAACAAGUGCAGCUAGUCGUGUCCAGAGUAAAGGCAAGGUGAGCAAAACCAAAUAAAUACUCAUGAAGAAAAAGAGAAGAAGAUAUGAUGAUGGUUCACUUAGAAUCCAAAUCAUGUAAUGCAAAGAGAGGUUUCAAUAUCUCUCACCCAAGCCCUGUUGUUUGCCCUUAAUAAGCCAUGUGUGUAGGUAGUUGCAUUGUUUUUCUUUUUUUUUUUUCCAGCAUAUGUUCUUUUGUUUUUUGGUAGAUGCUGUCACGAAUAAGUUAUCUGCACGGUUCUCCGUUAGAACAUCUUGUUAUAUCAUAUGAACCCUGUUCUUCGUAUACUUCUUUCUUAACACA